Messenger RNA from Cavia porcellus (domestic guinea pig), 1149 nucleotides. RefSeq names its product uroplakin 3A (gene Upk3a). The record is from RefSeq and is a predicted model, not a curated record. Bases 105 to 899 code for a protein of 264 amino acids. The transcript has 6 exons. Lineage: Eukaryota; Metazoa; Chordata; Mammalia; Rodentia; Caviidae. Gene Ontology annotation, cellular component: plasma membrane. Gene Ontology annotation, biological process: water transport; urea transport.
GAAAGGGGCGGGGCGUGCGGAGGUUCCGGGGCCCGCAGGCAGGUGCGCUCGGGAGAGGCCGGGUGAGCGCACGGCUGCACCGCGCCGGUCGCUGCUGCUCCGCGAUGCCUCCGCUCUGGGCGGUGCUGGCGCUCGGCUGCCUGCGGAUCGGCUCGACUGUUGACCUCCAACCCCAGCUGGCCAGCAUCGCCUUCGCCACCAACAACCCCACGCUCACCACGGUGGCCCUGGAAAAGCCCCUCUGCAUGUUUGACAGCACGGUGCCACUCAUGGGUAGCUACAAGGUUCUCCUCUACGUCAUGGCAGACUUGGCUGGCUCCAGGAACACUUCCAUACAGGACAGCAACAAGACCCCUCUGAGAGCCACAUUCCAGCAGACCAUGGGCGGGAGGACAGGUCCCUACCAGGCUGCCGCCUUUGACCUGACUCCUUGCAGUGACCUGCCCAGCCUGGACGCCGUCGGGGAUGUGAGCCAGGCCUUGGCGAUCCUGGACGCCUACCUGAUCAGGGUGGGGGACAACAGGACCUGCCUGUGGGACCCCAACUUCCGGGGCCUGUGCAACCCCCCUCUGGCCGCAGCCACAGCCUACAGCUGGGACACACAGGAUGCUGGAAGUCACCCUGGCUCUGUGUCCGUCCAGGUUCAAGUAUGCCCUGGUGAACGUGUCCACAGGCCUGGUGCAGGACGAGAGCCUGUGGUCAGACCCCAUCCGCACCAACCAGCCCACCCCCUUCGCGGCCAUCGACACGUGGCCCGGCAGGCGCAGCGGCGGCAUGAUCGUGAUCACCUCCAUCCUGGGCUCCCUGCCCUUCUUCCUGCUCGUGGGCUUCGCCGGCGCCAUCGCCCUCAGUUUCGUGGACGUGGGCAGCUCGGAUGGGGAGACCACAACCACACAUAACGCCCAGAUCACGCAGGAAGCUGUCCCCAAGCCCCUGGGGGCCUCAGAGCCGGCCUACGCAUCUGUGAACCUCGCGCCGCCCCUGGACAGGGCCGAAGUGUUCUCCAGCAGGCUGCAGGACUGAGCUGGGCUCCUCCCUGGGGCGGGCAGACGGGCGGGCGCGCUGGUCCAGCCGCGGGAAACUUGACCGGCCCAGAUGUGGAGUCCAGAAACGUGAAGGGAAUAAAUGGGUCAGUGAAGGGCUGGGUGA